AUGAAGUAUCUUUUGAUCACUGUUGCCUUUGUAGCUUUGUUCUACCCUUCUGAAAGUGCCAUAACAUGUUAUGACUGUACUCCUAGUCCCAUUCCAUGCAAAACUCAGAAGAAUUGUUCAGCAGAGUUUGAUUCUUGCAUCUGGGUUAGAUUGGGUGAACAUAUAUAUUCCUAUAACUGCUGGAAAUCUUCCCAAUGUGAAUGCAAAGAUAUCGAGAAACACUUUAAUACUGUUACCUAUUCGUAUAAUUGCUGUAAUUCAAACUUGUGUAAUAGCAGUCCAUUAACAAUAGCAGGGAGUAUGAUAACCCUCAGCAUAGCAUCUUUUCUGACCACAUUGUUUAUAAUCUGAACAGAAAAAGUGA
This is a messenger RNA of Euleptes europaea (tarantolino), 364 nucleotides long. RefSeq names its product CD59 glycoprotein-like. The coding region runs from base 1 to 351 and encodes 116 amino acids. The record is from RefSeq and is a predicted model, not a curated record. NCBI's taxonomy places the organism in Eukaryota, Metazoa, Chordata, Lepidosauria, Squamata, Sphaerodactylidae. The transcript is spliced from 3 exons.